UCAACUUCUUACGUGGGUAAAAAACAGAUGUAGAUGAUUAAACAUACAUUUCUAGACUUUACUAGAUGAUUCAACAAGAAAAGCGUUCUAUCACGUGCCGAGUACGUGAUCAAUGUGCUGAAAAUCGAAAAUUCAUUACGUACCCACCGUCAUUUGUUAUCAGCCAAGCGACAUCACCAUGAGUAAAAAGAAGAUAUUUAUCUUUCAGCUGCGUCUAAGGUCUCUGGUGAGAAUUUUGCUCAUUGCUGUGACAUCUUUGAAUAUUCUGAUAAUUUUGCUGCAAUUUUCAACUUAUUCUUUGCCUAAAAAAUCAAAAUUAUUUCAUAUUCUUGAGGAUGUGAAUGAGAAUCCGAAUCGAAUGUUUGAUGUUCCCGAAUUUAAGUAUUUAAUUUCCAAACCGAGAUGCAGUCGUAACAGUUUAGCUCCAUAUUUUGUUACAUUAGUGCAUUCAUCGCCGACACAGUUCGAAAGACGAGCGGCUUGCCGAAAUACGUGGGCGCAUUCGGAUCCUCGAACGGAAACAUACUUUCUGAUGGGAAUGGUUCAGUCUUCGUCACUGCAAAAAAGAAUCAACGACGAAGAUGCUCAGUUCAAUGAUAUCAUCCAAGGCAAUUUCAUUGAUUCGUACCACAACCUGACGUACAAACACACAAUGGCAUUGAAAUGGUUCACAGACAAUUGCCCCGACGUCAAGUACCUACUGAAACUGGAUGAUGACGUCUUCGUAAAUAUUCCAGCCAUGCACAAAUUUUUGGCUACCAACAAAAACGACCAGAAAUUCAUUCUCGGUAUUUAUUUCCCACCACAAGAGACGUGUCGUCAGGGCAAGUGGAAAAUUUCAUAUGAAGAUAUCAUCGAAAACUUUGUGCCCGAAUAUGCAUCCGGCCAAUCCGUUAUUUAUUCAAAUGAUUUUGUUAGAGAGGCUUACAAGAAAACUUUCACCACCAAAUUCCUGUGGAUUGAUGAUCUCUACAUUACGGGAUAUAUUCGAAUGCAAUUGAAUAUUAGAGUCGAACCAAUAUAUCCAUUUAGAUUGAGCGAUGAUGCCUUGCAAAUGGUAUUAAAUGGUAGCACCACCAAAUUGCCGGAUCCGAUGUUCAUUGUUAGUGAGCAUGAUCGCAAAUACGAUGAAAUGAUUAAACUCUGGAAAUUCACCGAAGAAUAUAGAAGUGAACAUUUCAUAUGAUGCAACAAUAUCGAAUAUUCCGGGUUUUUUUAGAUCAGA
This is a messenger RNA of Sitodiplosis mosellana (orange wheat blossom midge), 1225 nucleotides long. RefSeq names its product beta-1,3-galactosyltransferase 5-like. The transcript has 2 exons. Lineage: Eukaryota; Metazoa; Arthropoda; Insecta; Diptera; Cecidomyiidae. The coding region runs from base 179 to 1186 and encodes 335 amino acids. Gene Ontology annotation, molecular function: hexosyltransferase activity. Gene Ontology annotation, cellular component: membrane. The record is from RefSeq and is a predicted model, not a curated record.